AAAUUAUGAUAAAUAUUGGAAUAGGACAGAUUAAGAAUAACAGAGAAAAGUUACGAAGAUGAGAGAGAGAGAGAGAGAGAGAGAGAGAGAGAGACAGAGAGAGAUAAAGGAAGGGAAAGAAAAUAAGAAAAGAAAAGAGAGAGAAUGAAAGAAAAGAAUAUAUAAUGAAAACAGAGAGAGAGAGAGAGAGAGAGAGAGAGAGAGAGAGAGUAAACAAAGGAAAAUGUGAGCGAAAAAGAAGAAAAUAAAGAAAAUAAUUUGACAGUUUAAACGAAAAAUGAGGAAUAAAGAAAAACUAUGAUAAAACGAACAUUAAAGAAAGAAAAAAGAAAAUAGAAAGAACUUAAAAAAGACAAAUAUGAAGAUGAAGUUAUGAAAAUGUUAAGAUAAAUGAUAAGAAAAAGAAAAACAAGAAAAUGAAAUCAUGAAAGUUUACGGAAGACAAUAAGAAAAUAAUGAUUGCUUAGAAAGAAAAUCAAGUAAACAAGAAAAUAAAACAAUGAAAGUGUACAAAGAAAAGACGAAAAACAGUAAAACAAUUUGAAAACGAAAUAACGAAAGUGCAUAAAAAAAUAAUGUGUAAAUAAAGAAAAAAACAAGGUAUAAAAGUGUAAAUAAAGAAAAAAAACAAGCUAUUAAAGUGUAAACAAAGAAAAAAAACAAGAAAAUUAAAUAAAGAAAAAAAAACAAGAAAAUUAAAUAAAGAAAAAAACAAUAUAACUAAACAAAGAAAAAAAACAAGAAAAUUAAAUAAAGAAAAAACAAGCUAUAAAAGUGUAAACAAAGAAAAAAAACAAGAAAAUUAAAUAAAGAAAAAAAAACAAGAAAAUUAAAUAAAGAAAAAAACAAUAUAACUAAACAAAGAAAAAAACAAGCUCUAAAAGUGUAAACAAAGAAAAAAACAAGCUAUGAAAGUGUAAAUAAAGAAAAAAAACAAGAAAAUGAAAUAAAGAAAAAAACAAGAAAAUUAAAUAAAGAAAAAAACAAGAAAAUUAAAUAAAGAAAAAAAACAAGUUAUAAAAGUGUAAAUAAAGAAACAAAAAAAACAAGAAAAUGAAAUAAAGAAAAAAAACAAGAAAAUUAAAUAAAGAAAAAAUAAACAAGAAAAUUAAAUAAAGAAAAAAAACAAGCUAUAAAAGUGUAAACAAAGAAAAAAACAAGAAAAUGAAAUAAAGAAAAUGAACAAAGGAUAAAACAAAAAAAAAUAAAUAAACGAGAAUGAAAAACGAAGCGAUGAAACUGGAAAAAGAAAACAACACCACAAAAACAAAUCCAAUAAGAAAAUUUAAUAAAGAAAAUCCGUAAAGAAAAAAAAAUGAUAAGAAACAAGACAGUAAGGAAAUUAAAGAAAACAUGACCAGGCAAAUGUAGAAAAAGAUUAAAAGAAAACAAGAAAAUGAAAAAAGUGAAAAUGUCCAAAGAAAACAAAACAAAGAAAAACAAGAAUAUGACAUUUUUUUUACAGAUAACGAAAAAUGGGUUUGUGAAAGCGUAAAAAAAAGAAAAAUUAAAGAAAAUGAAAAAGAUGAGAGCGUAGAAAGAAAAAAAACAAGACAAAAACAACAACAAAAACAAUAACAUGACAUUCACCCUCUCCACCUCCCUCACCUCCUCCUCCUCCUCCUCCUCCUCCUCUCACGCUCUUCUUCUCCUCCCAAGAUGCAACUGUAGACUCCGACGCAAACAACGACUCUUAGCAAUCCUCAGUCUCUCCACCGCCUUAUCCCUCUUCCUCCUCAUCCUCCACGCCUCCUCCUCCACCUCCACCUCUUCCACCUCCUCCUCUUCCUCUCCCUACCUCCAGGACCUCGAUGGGGGAAGGGAGUUGCCAGAAAGGACGCAUUAUGUGAAAAAUUCCAUUGGUUUUGUUAGUAAGGACAAACUCGUGAGGGGCAAAUUGGUCACCCCAGCGAGUUAUGGUUUGGAAGGACGUGGAGGAAAGGGAGAAGGAGGAGGAGGGAAGGGAGAGGAAGGGAGGGUAAGUGGAGGAAGGGAGAAGGAAGCAUAUCAGAGGGAGAAGGGAGGAUAUCAGAGCACGAGAGAGAAGGGAGAGGAGGAAUUUCGAGGAGAUAAGUUGGAGGGAGAUUAUCAAAGUGAGGGAAGGGAGAAGGAAGGGAGAAUAAGCUUGGAGGAAAGAUUAAGACUGGAGAGAAAGAAGAAAGAGGAGGAAGAAGAAGAAGAAGAAGAAAAGAUUAUAUUUGAGGAAGUUAAUAAAGAAAAGGAAGAAAGAAAAAACGAGAUAAAGAAAAACGAAGAAGAAGAAAAAGAGAAGACAAGGAAGAAAACAAAGACAGGAGGAGAAAAACAAGACAAAGAAAAGGAAAACAAAAACAAAAACGCAGAAAUAACGAAGGAGGGAGAUGAGAGAAACGACAAGAACGAAAGACGAGAGGAAGAGGAAGGAAGGAAAAGUGAAUUGAGGGAGAAAACAGAAGCAGAAAAAGGGAGAGAAACAGCGGAGGAAAGAAGAGAGGGGGAGGAAAGAAGGGAAGGGGAGGAAAAGGGGGUUACCAGACGUCUCCCCCUCGCCCCCCCACCGCCCCCGCCCCCCACCCACGCCCCCCUGCUUCUACGCCUGGACUAUUCGCGUCAGCCGUACUUCCCCUGGCGCACGACCACCGACGAGUGUGCCAAUUACGCCACCAGGUCCUUCCCCGGUUCUGGCAACACCUGGCUUCGCUACCUGACGGAGACGCUGACGGGAGUGUUCACGGGCAGCGUUUACCACGACGAGAUGCUGGCCCUUAGAGGGUUUUGGGGUGAGCGAGAAGGCUAUUGGCAAGGAACAACAUUAGUGCAGAAGACUCAUAGCUUGCCUCUGCUGUCGUCAGAGCUCAAAGAAAACGGGCGGGCUGGCGGGGGGACUCAGGCAAACAGCGAGUUCCGUUUUCUGUUGCCGGAGUCCCCAAGGCGGGUCAUUCUGCUCCUUCGCAACCCUUGGGAGUGUCUGCUGGCGCUCCGGCACUACCACGCGGCUGGGCACACUGGGUUCGGUUCCAGUGUGUAUUUCAGAGGCCAGGGCUGGGCUAACUUCACGGCGGAUAGAGCGAGGGAGUGGAUACAUAUCAACCACGCCUGGCUCACCCUCCCUGCCACGGACACAUUGGUCCUUCAUUACGAGCACCUACAGCACCGGCUCGAGCAGGAAGCAGGCAGGUUAAUGAGCUUCCUCGGCCUUCCUCUGGACCACGGCAGGCUGGAGUGUUUGCUGAGGUACCCCGAGGGACGGUUCCGGCGCCCCAAGUACCCCAAGCACCUCCAGGGGUACACGUUCCCCCGGGGGGCGCACCACUCCCUCAGGCGGGGCAUGGCGCGCGUGGCAGCCCUCCUCGCCCAGGGGGGACACCCGCCCUUCCCCCUGGGGCUGUACUCCUUCACGCCCCCCAUAGAGGAUCCACCAUAGGAUACCCCCCCCCCAGUUUAGCCCCCCAUAGGAUGCCCCCCAUAGGAUACCCCCCAUAGGAUGCCCCCCAUAGGAUACCCCCCAUAGGAUACCCCCAUAAGAUGCCCCCCAUAGGAUAC
Eriocheir sinensis (Chinese mitten crab) is the source of this 3522-nucleotide messenger RNA. RefSeq lists its product as uncharacterized. The record is from RefSeq and is a predicted model, not a curated record. The transcript is spliced from 7 exons. Bases 1580 to 3403 code for a protein of 607 amino acids. NCBI's taxonomy places the organism in Eukaryota, Metazoa, Arthropoda, Malacostraca, Decapoda, Varunidae.